AUGAGAGGAGCCAGAGGUGGUAAAGGCAAGUCAGCUCCAUCAGACAAGGAAGCGCAAACAGAGCAUGAGGAGUGUGGUGCAAUUUGUGAAGAGGAUGAAGAGGGAAGAGAGCCAACCAUAUCCGACUUGGCGGGGAUCCUUCAGGCCCACAUUGGACAGCAGAAAGCUCGAGAGGAACAGUGGGAGAAAGAAAUGGCACGUCAAGAUCACAGGUUUAAGGCUCUCCAACAUCAGUUCACUUUAUUUCAAGAGGAGCUUCAGGCCCAGUCUUCUGAAGGCCUGAGGCCUUUUGUGCAAGACCACGCCCCUUCCUCUACAGGUUUGAGGCCUGAUGAUGUGGCUCGUUCACCACCAGGACCUGCACUGUCUGCUGUUAAGCCAGCUGCUAUUUUACAGAAAUAUGAAAUUAAUAACGAGACUUAUCGUCAGAGGUUCCGGUCUCUUCAUGUGGAGCCAAAUGAGUCCCCCAAAGAGCUUUUUGUGAGACUUAAAGAACUGUAUAGCAAAUGGGUUCAGCCUCGAGGUAAGACUGUUGAAGAAAUAAAUGACAUCAUCAUUCUUGAACAGUAUUUCCGAAUGUUGUCUCCCGAACUCCAAGUUUGGAUUAAGGAACGAAACCCAAAAGAUGCAGCAGAGGCGGUCUCCCUGGCAGAUGCUUUUGUGGCUGCCCGCAGGAAGACCCAAUCAUGGGCUUUUAGAGCUGCAAAAAGGGAGUUUAUGCCGAUUCCAGGUAACGGUCAAACUGGAAAUGUGAAUAAGCAGUCUGGAAAAGAAAAAUGUUUUUCCCCCAGUCAAACAAAACCUGUGAAAAAACCCAUCUGCUAUUUAUGUGGGCAGGAGGGCCACACAAAGCCUGUGUGUCCUCAAAAUCCUACGAAACUCUCUCAGAUGUGUUUUGUACCCAGAGAGAACCAGGUAGUGAAUAGACAAAACCAGCCACUGAUGGAGACUACUGUGGAGAUAGAUGGGAAGAGAGUCAAAGCUCUGAUUGACACAGGAAGCACCCAGUCACUGGUACACCGCAGGUAUGUUCCACCACAUAGUAUUUGUACCUCUGAGACAAUACCUAUCUGCUGUGUUCAUGGGGAUGAAAAACAAUAUCCGACAGCAGACAUUUUCAUGAGAGUGCAAGGACAUGUUUACCUGUUAAAUGUGGGUGUCAUGGAUGAAUUACCUUUUCCUGUUGUCCUAGGAAAUGAUCUCCCAGUUCUCACUGACCUAAUAAAUGCUUCUAAAAUGUGCAAUGUGGUGCUGACACGAUCCCAGGCAAAGACCUCUGGGGAAGAUGAGCCCAGCUUAAAAGCCUUGCCAUUCUAUGAGGCUGAGAUUGAAGGGUGUUGUACUAAAGAUCGCAAGUCUCGUGCACAACGCAAGCAAGAAAAAUUCAAACAUACCACAGCCUCUCCUGUGUUACCUGAACCUGAGGUACAGCUAGACUUUGAAAUUCCUGAUAAUAUUAGUGAGCUGCAGCACCAGGACAGAAGUCUGGCUGACCUUAUGAAAAGAGUUGAAGAAGGUGAAACUGCAGAGGAAUUUUACAUGCAAAAUGGCAUCCUCUAUAGGAGACAUGGAGAAUUACAACAGCUUGUGUUACCCAGAAAAGUUAGGAAAACAGUAUUGACUUUGGGCCAUUCAGUUCCCUGGGCUGGCCACCUGGGGAAACAUAAAACUAUAGCCCGAAUCAAACGGUGUUUCUACUGGCCUGGAUUACACAAAGAUGUUGCCAGUUUUUGCAAGAGUUGUCCUCAGUGUCAAAAAACAUCCACCAGAUUUGCAGCGAGAGCGCCUCUUCAGCCUCUACCUAUUAUAAAUACACCAUUUGAACGUUUGGGCAUGGAUGUAGUAGGUCCAGUGGAGAAGAGCAAAUCAGGUAACCGAUUUAUGUUGGUUAUCACUGAUUAUGCCACAAAGUAUCCAGAAGUGUUCCCUCUGAAAUCUGUUAAGGCUAAGACUGUUGCCUUUUGCCUGGUUCAGUUUUUUUCACGAGUGGGGUUUCCCAAAGAAAUACUGACUGAUCAAGGGACAAAUUUUAUGUCCAAACUACUGAAGGAUGUGUAUAAACUGAUUGGCAUUAGGGGACUGAGAACCACCCCAUAUCACCCGCAAACUGAUGGACUCACAGAGAGGUUUAAUCAGACUCUUAAGAACAUGCUUCGUAAGUUCAUCAAUGAAGCUGGGUCUGAUUGGGAUCAGUGGCUCCCUUACCUCUUGUUUGCAUAUCGGGAGGUACCCCAAGCCUCUACCGGGUUUUCCCCCUUUGAGUUGCUUUUUGGGCAUGAGGUGCGAGGUCCACUGGCCCUUUUGAAGGAAAGGUGGGAGGGGGAGAAACCUGUAAAAGAACCUGUUAAUACAAUUUCUUAUGUCCUCCAGAUGAGAGAGAAGUUGGAAAAGAUGACCUCAUUGGCUAAGGAACAUAUGCGUGUUUCUCAACAGAAGCAAAAAACCUGGUAUGAUCAAACUGCUCAUGUAAGGAGUUUUGAACCAGGUCAAAAGGUAUUGGUACUGCAACCUACUGAUAACAGUAAGUUUUUGGCUCAGUGGCAAGGUCCAUACGAGGUUGUUCAAAAACUGGGUCCUACCACCUACAAGAUCUGUACUCCAGAUCAAAGACGCAGUACUAGAGUUCUUAACAUUAACCUGCUAAAGGAGUGGGUCUCAAGGCCUGAGGGGAAGCAAGAUGUAUUUUUCAUAAGAAGUGUAUCAGAUGAGGAGGUGGAGGAACAAUACCUGCCUCUACCAUCAGCUUCUGUUCUUGACCUGAGUCAUCUCUCCCCAGAACAGCAGGUGCAAGUGAGAGCCCUUUGUAACAUCAAUUUGUUUCAUGAUAAUCCUGGACGUACUGACUAUAUGGAACAUGAUAUUCGUCUGAAAGAGGAUGCAGUUGUGAAACAAAGGAGCUACAGAAUCCCUGAGCGUCUCCUUGGCCCUUUAAAAGAGGAGAUUGAAUUAAUGCUUUCUCUGGGUAUCAUUGAGACUUCUCACAGUGACUGGUGUAAUCCUAUUGUCCUUGUACCAAAAAAGGAUGGCACCAUGAGGUUCUGUAUAGACUUCCGCUAUUUGAACUCUGUUUCCAAGUUUGACUCGUAUCCAACUCCCCGUAUUGAUGAUUUGAUUUGCUGUCUUGGAAAAGCAAAAUAUCUUACCACCAUUGAUCUCUCUAAAGGUUAUUGGCAGGUUCCCCUUACCACCAGGUCUCGUGAGCUAACAGCUUUCCGGACACCUUGGGGCCUCCAUCAGUUCACAGUGAUGCCUUUUGGGCUACAUGGAGCACCUGCGACCUUCCAGAGGCUUAUGGAUAAGGUACUGGGAGGUCUGACUGUUAAUGCAGCUAAAUGCACCCUGGCCAAGAAGGAAGUUCAAUAUCUUGGACUUAUUAUUGGCAAUGGAGUCAUCAAACCUCAGAUUCAGAAGGUUCAAGCAAUUCAGUCAUGUCCUCUGCCACAGACCAGGACACAGCUAAAAUACUUACUUGGAAUGUCGGGUUGGUACCAUAAGUUCAUUCCUAACUUUUCUGCCAGAGCUGCUGUGCUUACAGAUAUGACCAGCCCCAAGAGACCUAAUCAGCUUCAGUGGUCGGAGGAAGCAGAGAGAGCUUUUAAGGACAUCCAAGGUGCCUUGAGUGGACCUCCAACAUUACACUGCCCUGACUUUGACCAGCCAUUUAUUUUGCAAACUGAUGCAUCUGGGCGUGGGCUGGGUGCAGUGCUGCUUCAAGGGCCUCCAGGGGGCCGUCAUCCAAUUGCUUUUAUAAGCAGAAAGCUCUACCCAAGGGAAACUCGAUACUCCACUAUAGAAAAGGAGUGCCUAGCUGUGAAGUGGGCUUUGGAUUCACUCAAAUAUUAUCUGUUGGGGACACGGUUCAUCCUAGAAAUGGAUCACAAGGCUCUGAAGUGGCUUGAAAGAAUGAAAGACUCAAACAGCAGAAUAACGCGUUGGUACCUGGCGAUGCAACCAUUCCAGUUUGAUGUCCAUCAUAUCCCUGGGAAGCUGAACUCUACUGCCGACUACCUGUCAUGCUGGCCUAUGGAGUUUCCAGAAGAGGGGGAGUGUGUGGAGGUUCCUCCACCUUUUCCUCAGUGUUAG
Messenger RNA from Poecilia latipinna (sailfin molly), 4083 nucleotides. RefSeq lists its product as uncharacterized. Gene Ontology annotation, molecular function: zinc ion binding; nucleic acid binding. Lineage: Eukaryota; Metazoa; Chordata; Actinopteri; Cyprinodontiformes; Poeciliidae. The record is from RefSeq and is a predicted model, not a curated record. Gene Ontology annotation, biological process: DNA integration. Bases 1 to 4083 code for a protein of 1360 amino acids. The transcript has 3 exons.